Episyrphus balteatus (marmalade hoverfly) is the source of this 1304-nucleotide messenger RNA. Its product is annotated as protein-L-histidine N-pros-methyltransferase-like. Bases 169 to 1104 code for a protein of 311 amino acids. NCBI's taxonomy places the organism in Eukaryota, Metazoa, Arthropoda, Insecta, Diptera, Syrphidae. Gene Ontology annotation, molecular function: protein-L-histidine N-pros-methyltransferase activity. The transcript has 4 exons. The record is from RefSeq and is a predicted model, not a curated record.
ACUUGAGUUCAGUUUUUUUCAAUUGAACCAAUUCGUCUUGUUAAAAGACACAUCCUAUUCCUAAAAUUCUUAUCUUUAUUAUUUGUAUGUACUUAAACUUAUUAGAAUAUUAAAAUAUGAAAUAAGCUUGGAGAUUAUUGGAAUGUCUUUUAUAUUAAACCAAUAAUAAUGAAUAUUCAUCGCCCGCGUGGAACUUUAGCUAGAGCUAUAUUUGAAAAAGUUCACAAUGAUCAGUAUCUUGAUGAAUACGAUACACGAUUGUGGUACCGAUUAGUACACAAACUUCCAGACAACUUUCAAUCAAAAUUCGUGCCUCUCGAUCAACCAGAUGAUACUACUGUUGAUUGGCUUGAAAAAGCUAAAGAACUGUCUGCCAAUAUUUGGAUACAACUAUGGCACACUCUAGCAAGAACAAUUUUACAGUUCUUUAUGACUCAAACUGAUAUUAAUGGAUUUCUGAAGCGUGGCUCGAUGUUUAUUUUAUCGGACAACCAGUUUGAAAAACUUCUAAAAGCAGGAAAUUUUGAUAUCCAAAAUUUUCUCUCAGAUGGAUAUCAAACUGUUGAUAUUCUGGAUAUAGGAGCUGGUGAUGGAGAAAUUUCAGUGCGUUUAAUUGAUUCUGUGAUAAAACUUAACAAAGAUGCCAAAGUACGAGUAUACGCAACAGAAACAAGCUGGACAAUGCGCGAAAGACUGGAAAAACGAAAUUUCACAAUCAUCGAUAAAAUAACCAACAUUCAAAAUGUUCCCCUUGUUGCUUGUUUAAACGUAUUGGACAGAUGCAUCGAUCCUUAUGAACUGUUACAAGAUAUCUACAACGUUCUAGCUCCAAAUGGACGAGUAGUAAUAGCCCUAGUAUUGCCAUAUGUUCAUUAUGUUGAAUUCAAUACCUCGCAUUUGCCAAUACGACCACUCAUGGCACAUUGGCCAGACAAAGCUAAGCAGUUCUCAUUCGAAGCUGAAGCAAUGAUGUUCUUUGAGAUGCUAGAGAACUUUGGCUUUAAGGUAGAAUCGUGGACUAAGGCACCAUAUUUGUGUGAAGGAGAUCUUAGGCAGUCUUUUUACUGGCUAAUUGAUCUCGUUGUUGUUCUGUCAAAGAAAUAACUUUUUAAACUACAAUUUUCUACCUCUUUUUAUCUUAUUCUGGUUUGUAAAUUUGUCUGUUUUUUGACUAUGUAUUUAUUUUGAGAUAAAAUCCUAUAUACAUUUAGGUUCAGACUUAAGUAGAAUUAAUUUAAAACAAAUAUAGUCAUAAAUUUCAGCUUCAAUAAAUUUUAUCAAAUAAAUGUAAUAUUUGCAAGAAA